AUGGAGUCAUUGCUAGGGUUUAAGGAACCAACCAUAAAUGACGUUAUGGAACACAAAACCUACGGAUACAAAUUGGUCCCCUGGAUUAGCUGGGACGAGUGGGACUUCGUCAGGGAGUCUCUCUUCUCUUCUUCUCCACACUCCGUGGCCUCAGCUCUCCAAAGAAUAAUGGCCUGGCGGGGCAGAGGAUGUGUUCCCGUUGUGGUCGAAGUCACAGCUUCCCUCAUCGAAAUCCAGCAGAAAGAUCCUUUCUUUAGAGUUGACUUAAGUGAGGAUGGUCUGCAAUCAGAGGAGAUGCUGGUCAUGCUAUAUUCCAUGGCGAUAAUGAGGCUUGUAAAUGGUGUUGUGGAGAAGACACGCAAGAAGACAGAGGUUUCAAUUGCCGAGGCGGCUGAUGCAAUUGGUAUUCCUCGUAUGCUGAUUGAUAUUCGUCACGAGGGAUCUCAUCGUGAUCUCCCUUCACUUCGGCUGGUUCGUCUUGCCUCUGUUAAGGCACUUGAUUGGUUGAAAUCUUAUUAUUGGGAACCUCAGCAGAGGACAAUUCAAUUCCAACGCAGUAAACCUGGCGACCUCACAAAAGAAAUUAAGUCUAAACUACAUGAAUUGACUUUCGCUUUAAAAGCUAAGCAGACUACUCGAUCACGUUCUUCAAUAGCCAAGGGAAAAGGUGUUAAAUGUCAUGAAUACCUUUGUGGGCAUAAUAAGUUUUUCUCUCUUAUGGCUGGCAAACAGCAGUUUCCUAAAUCUGUGGGUUCUAAGAAACAUAUCAUGAAGUCGGUGAAGAAGUUCAUUCGGUUGUAUUAUUCCUUCCCUGCCGAAGUAGUAUCUGUGUUAUUGGAGUUCUUGCUGAAGGCAUUGGAUUCCUCAGAUCUGGUAGAGCUGCCAAUGAGUUCUCAAGACCGCCAUAGUACUGAUAAUUUGCAUACUUUAUUCAAUGGCUGGAAGCCCGUCAUUGUCAAAUUAUCAAAUCAAGAACCAGAGUUGCUUCUGACUCUUCUCAGUGCUGUAAUUGAUUUGAUUGAGACUCAGGAAGCCAGGAAAUAUGAAAGAGAAGGACAGCAUCUCUUGUACGAGGAGAGCACAGAGUUUUGCAAAGUCAAACUUUCCUGUCUGUUUGGGUGGCUUGUACAUAAUCUCAAGCAACUAAAACCCACUCACCAGAAAAGUUCUGCAGCUGAGACUGAAGUUUCUUCUACAAAGCUGAAUCUGCCAAAGGAUACUCUAGCACAAUUUUUACGUAAAUGUCUUCUGGUAUCAUCUUCUGACAACCACCAGCUGAUCUCUUCAGCCCUAAAUCUUGCGAAUAUGAUGGGAAACAGCCCACUGGCUGAGAAGCUCAAUAAGCUGUGCAAGUUAGGUCUAUCAAAUCGAGACACUCAUGAAGAGAACUCUUCCCUCACUAGUUUCGAAAGCUUCCUUUCGCAGCAAGAGGAUUCCAUCCGUCAAGCAGCUGCAAAGCUAGAGAAUAUUAAACUUCACCGAAUGAAGGCCAACUAUGUAAAAACCACAGAUGGAGACAUGGAGAAUCGGAGAAUGUGGGCUGUGGCAAAAUCAUGGAAUCCAUGUCCAAUUGGUAUGUUGCCUCACAGUCUUCGUUCUUCUGGCCAUCUUCCUGUUCUAGACUGCAAUGAUGACUGUAAAAUAGAGAAAUCUUCUGAAAGCAUAGGCCACUGCGAAAUAAACCACUGUAGUGGGAAGAGAGGGGCUGAUUGUGCUAUUGAACUUUUGGAUGAAUCAAGUGUUAAAAAACUGAAGGAAAGUGAAGAGGGUUGUGAAUCGAAUGGUAAGGAAGAUAUGUCACCGGAAGGUGUCAAAGGGCAGUUGCUGGUUGGUGGUGUGUGGAAAAAAGUUACCGAGGAAGAGCUGCUUGCCAUCACUUCAGCCGUGAGGAUUUUAGUUUAGUUGUGAUUACUGUACCAAUUUCUGUCACACUGUGGCCGUCCUUUGUUAAGCUUGGAGAACGAGGCAGUUGCAGAAUUGACUGAAUUGGCAAGGUUAGAUGAUAGUGUAUAAGCUAUUUAUCUUUUCGUUGUUGUCUCAUUAUUUGAUUUCUAUUAGUCUUUUCAUGUAUAAAGCCGGCUAAUCCAGUAUUUAAGUCCUGGAAAUGGGUCUUGUUUGAGGAAAUCUUCUUGAAACCUCCUUAG
This is a messenger RNA of Ilex paraguariensis (yerba mate), 2144 nucleotides long. The record is from the annotation of a GenBank genome assembly. NCBI's taxonomy places the organism in Eukaryota, Viridiplantae, Streptophyta, Magnoliopsida, Aquifoliales, Aquifoliaceae.